Messenger RNA from Xenopus tropicalis (tropical clawed frog), 2117 nucleotides. It is a transcript of the gene tbx20, whose product is annotated as T-box 20. Gene Ontology annotation, cellular component: nucleus. NCBI's taxonomy places the organism in Eukaryota, Metazoa, Chordata, Amphibia, Anura, Pipidae. Bases 435 to 1757 code for a protein of 440 amino acids. Gene Ontology annotation, biological process: positive regulation of DNA-templated transcription; regulation of DNA-templated transcription; heart development. The transcript is spliced from 8 exons. Gene Ontology annotation, molecular function: RNA polymerase II cis-regulatory region sequence-specific DNA binding; DNA-binding transcription factor activity. The record is from RefSeq and is marked provisional.
AUUCAUUGCCUGUGCUCCAGCCGCCACCUCCCAGACACUUAUCAGCUGUAUCAGGCAGAUGUGACGCUGCAGGGCUCCAAUUGGCCAGGAGAGAGAUAGGAUCUGUGUGGCCAUGAAAUUAAGGAAGCAGAGGCUGAGAAUGGGAACAGUGUGAAAGAGCUACUCCCCACAGAGGCAGCCAGUCUGCUGCUCCAGCCAAUCUCCUGGCCACUGUCAGAGCUCCAACCUAGACUCUUCCACAUUUUGUGACUAACAACCAGGGAAAGCAUCAGCCCAUGGAAGUGGAUCUCCGUUCUUGAACGAAUAAUGCAGAUAUGUGCCCAUAGGAGCACCCUAAUUCCCUGCUCAGUUUCAGCCCAAAUAGUCUUUGUACGUCGGGGCUUUUCUUGCCUGCUCUUCUCUCCCUACUUGUUGCUCUGAUCUGUGUUACCAGCAUGGAAUACACACCCUCUCCCAAACCCCAGCUCUCCUCUAGGGCUAACGCCUUCUCCAUAGCUGCUUUAAUGUCAAGUGGGACACCCAAGGACAAAGAGACACAGGAGAGCACCAUCAAACCACUGGAACAAUUUGUGGAGAAGUCAUCUUGCAGUCAGCCCCUGGGUGACAUUUCCAUUGUGGAUUCCCAUGGGGAGUUUACUAAUAGCCCUUCAUCCCUGUGUACUGAGCCUUUAAUCCCAACCACACCAGUCAUCCCCAGUGAAGAGAUGGCAAAGAUCUCUUGCAGUCUAGAAACCAAGGAGCUAUGGGACAAAUUCCAUGACCUGGGGACAGAAAUGAUCAUCACAAAGUCUGGCAGGAGAAUGUUUCCUACAAUCCGAGUUUCCUUUUCUGGAGUGGAUGCAGAUGCCAAGUAUAUUGUCUUAAUGGACAUUGUUCCAGUUGACAAUAAAAGAUACAGAUAUGCAUAUCACAGAUCUUCAUGGUUGGUGGCUGGAAAAGCAGACCCUCCCUUACCUGCCAGGCUGUAUGUUCAUCCUGACUCUCCAUUUACUGGGGAGCAACUUCUGAAACAAAUGGUGUCUUUUGAAAAAGUCAAGCUGACAAACAAUGAGCUGGAUCAGCAUGGACAUAUUAUCCUAAAUUCAAUGCACAAGUAUCAACCGCGAGUUCACAUUAUUAAGAAAAAAGACCACACAGCAUCAUUGUUGAAUCUUAAAUCUGAAGAGUUCAGGACAUUUAUAUUCCAGGAAACAGUUUUUACUGCAGUUACAGCCUAUCAGAACCAACUGAUAACCAAACUGAAAAUUGAUAGCAACCCCUUUGCGAAAGGAUUCAGAGACUCUUCUAGACUCACUGAUAUUGAGAGAGAAAGUGUGGAAAGCCUCAUUCAAAAACAUUCUUAUGCAAGAUCCCCAAUCCGAACUUAUGGAGAUGAGGAUGUCCUUGGGGAAGAUGGGCAAACAAUGCAGAGCAGAGGAUCAGCUUUCACGACUUCAGAAAACCUGUCUCUAAGUUCUUGGGUAUCCUCCACUUCAGGGUUUUCUGGGUUUCAGCACCCACAGUCAUUGACAGCACUGGGAACCAGCACAGCAUCUCUCGCCACACCAAUCCCACAUCCGAUUCAGGGGACACUGCCUCCCUAUAGUCGACUUGGCAUGCCAAUUACACCUUCAGCACUUGCAAGCUCCAUGCAAGGCAGUGGGCCUACAUUCCCUUCCUUCCAUAUGCCCAGGUACCAUCAUUACUUUCAGCAGGGGCCAUAUGCUGCUAUUCAAGGAUUGCGACACUCAUCUGCAGUAAUGACACCAUUUGUAUGACAUAUGGAAAGAAAAGCAGAUGCACUCUGAUAUACAAAAGACUGUAUUUUCUUUCUUGUGAGGGAGCCACUGGAGAGCACUCUUGUGAGGUAGCAAAAUGGGGGAAAAUAAAUGAUGAAAUUCUUGUUUAAUGGCUAAUCCACAUUAGUCACAAAGCAAACAUUGCAUGUAUCUAAUGUAUAACCAUAAUGCCUACAGCAAGAUUGCCUUUUUUCCUAAAAGAAGAACUUUAAAGCCAUUAAUUCUCUUAAGUGUCAUGGAAGUUUUUUAGCAAAUAAUCUUUUUUAAUAUAUAUAUUUAAUGCUUAUGGCAUUGAAUGGUGUAAAGCAUCACAUUUUUGGAACUUGAGUUAUAAUUAUC